ACUACACGAUGCUUCGGCACGCUGUCCGCCGCGCGUCGCAGGAGGUUGUUCGGCGGCCGACGGCACUGGCUGCUGUGCAUGGAGCAACUUCAAGGAGCGUCGAUUCGCUUGUGCUGCAACGUGCGUACACCCCACUGCGUCGUAUGCCUGCAUGGCUCCAUCGCAACGGGAUUGGCGUGCGUGGAUUUGCGUCCCACCACACACCUGACGAGCAAGUCGAGAGGCUGUCGUUUUCAGAGGUGAGGAAGCUUGGGUCGACAAACAAGGACGAAUUGAUGAACAGUCGAGGGAAUCCUGCGUUCUUUACCUUGGUGAAAAGCCUCAAGUCCACGUGGCGGGACUUUUACGCGCACAAUCCGUCCCCGACCGCGAUCGAGCUCAAAACGUUCUUCAACGCCGGCCGCGCGUUGGACAUGGACACGGUGCUCGUGGAAACGGUCAUGGCGAUGCAUAAGAUGUACCCCAAGGAAAUCAAGGCCCGACACUUUAUGGAGUCGCGUGUGUCGUUCUUGCGCCUUCGCAAGUUCAACGAGAUGCUCGCCAUCUACGACGCCGAGAAGAUCGCGCAUCCCCAUCCACAGCCCAUUUUUUACAUCUGGGCGCUCACGGCGUCGAUUGAGCAAAACAACUUGGGCAAGGUCAAGGCCCUGUUGGCCGAGAUGAAGCACGAAGGCUAUAUGGUGCCCAACGAGACAGUGUCCCGGCUGCUUUUCAACUUGGCGAAGAAAGGCGACAAAGCGACCAUCUUGGAAAUCCUUUCCGAUCUCGAUCCGAAUGUGGGCAUCUGGACCAUCCCGGCCCUCAAUCGCACGCUUGUAUCCCUUGGAAUGGUUGGACUGCCUCAAGAAGCGUUCAAGUUUUAUGGGGAAUCCUCCAUGGACUUGGUCGCGUCGACAUUCAAAACUGUCCUCGAAAUUGCUGUCCGAAACGAGUGCAAAAAGGAAGCGGCCGACAUCUUGCACAACCGCAAGCUUUUCGACCUGACUCUCGAUACACCCGAGUACAACAUCAUCCUGGAAGCACUCAUCCUUCUCGACCGGACCGACGAAAUGCCGACAAUCGUGGCUGAAAUGAACGCAGCAGGAGUCCCCACCAACGCCAAGUCCAACCACCUCCUCUCGACGAAGGCGCUGGAACGUGUGUAUUUGCACAGCCGACACCAACCCAAAUCCAAGCUGGACGGCGACCUGCGCCGAUAUCUCGACAAGAAGCAGUGGGAGAAUGCCGCCCGCGCCGCCGACGCCAUCCUGGCCGAGAACUCAACUCCCCGAACGAUUCCCCAAGUGCUGGAGGCGUUCUUGGCCACGAAUCAAGUGGCCAAGAUCGACGCGGUGGUGGCGUCGAUGCAAACGGCCAAGUGGCCGAUGCCCCCGCUUAGCGCGAUCAUGCUGCUGCUCAAGCAGUACACCCGCCGCGAGGUGAAUCCGAUCGACGGGAAGGCGCAACUUGUCGACGUCCACCGUGCAUUUGAAGUGUACAAGGCGGCCAAGGUUCAAAACAUAACGAUUUUCCAGCCCAAGAUGCUGUACCCCGUCGUGCUCCAGCUCGGCGAGUGGGAAGCGGCCGUCGACUUGUUCCAGGGAAGUUUGCGCGUCGACGCCGACAACUCGGCGCACGUCCCAAUCCGCACGACCAAGGGCAUGCGCAUGGAAGCGUUCCAUGACGUGGUCCGGGUGUGCGCAAAAAUGCGCCAGUACAAAGCCAUGAUCGAUGUAGUCGACAUGAUGACGUCGCACGGCCACGAUGUGUCCCCGACGGUCUUCAAGUCGAUGUGGUUUGACCCGGUGCGGUAUUCGUUCUAUGGCCUUGACAGCGUCAACGAAAAGAGUCGAAGCGAUUUGAUGGCUCGGUUCGCGUCGGCCAUCGUCACAUGCCUGAGGAUGAUUCGAUCCCGUCAGCCGGCGUUCCAACCCGACUACACCAUGGUGGAUUCGCUGGCGAACGUGCUGUUUUACGGCAAACAGCGUGGAGCAUUGCUCGAGAUAUACCGCCAAGCGCGCAGUGACCCAAGGAAGUUCCCGCUGCCAGAGUUGACGUACCAAAAGUUGCUGCAAGUGAGCGCCGUGAAUAGCCACAACUUGGCCGAAACGAAGGAGCUGUACGAUGAAGCGAUCGCGAAUUACCCCAACGGUAAGAAGUCCCAUGGCUCGUUCGAGGGGUCGCUCGUGCGGGCGACGGCCCAAGCUGGUCACCUGGACGAGAUGCUGACGUUGCUGCGCCUGCACCCGUUGGGCGGAUCCUUCCGCAAUGCGCUGGAGGUGCUGUUCACCCAAGGUCAAUUCGACCAGGCCAAGGAAGUGCUCGAUAUGAUGCUCGACGCCGGAUUCGCCCCCAACUCGAAGGUCAUGCUCAAGGCCAUGUCGGCGCUGGCUAGUCACUCCCGCGACAGUCGGGCUCCGGACCUCACCAUGACCUUUCUCGACGCGUUCGAAUCCAGCAUUGUCGUGAACGGCCAGAUCCAGACAAAGGCGGCGGCGACGAGCUACAACACUCAGCGAAACGUUUCGGUCAGCAUGCGCGACAUCCGAUUCAUCUACUCGCUCGCCGUCCGCACGUUGGAGGAGGCGGGCGACGUCGACGCCAAGAAUACGCUCGUCGCGCGCAUGGACGCCCUCGGGAUUCAACCCGUAGCAGUUGACGCCAAGCUGAAAGGAUAGAACGAGUACAAUAGAUGCACAUCAAGUUGGAGCUGGA
Aphanomyces invadans is the source of this 2694-nucleotide messenger RNA. RefSeq lists its product as hypothetical. Gene Ontology annotation, molecular function: protein binding. The transcript has 5 exons. NCBI's taxonomy places the organism in Eukaryota, Oomycota, Saprolegniomycetes, Saprolegniales, Verrucalvaceae. The record is from RefSeq and is a predicted model, not a curated record. Bases 9 to 2657 code for a protein of 882 amino acids.